AUUGUAGAACCAGAGAGAGCGAGAUGCUUUCUUUUUCCAUACGCCAAUCCUCUAUCUCUCCCCUUUAAUUUCUUCCAAUUUCCUUCGUUUUUUUACUCUUACACUUCCCGUUUUGGGAACCUACAAACCCUUCUCUUUAUCUAUUUCAUUGCCGAUUAGAUCUCACCGGCAAUCUGACACACUCCCAACAAAUUUGUCAGCGACACUGUCGAAUCAAACUUCACAAUUACAACCCUUCCAAACCAAUCUACACUCUCUUCACCCACCACUUGUUUUUUUAUUUUUUUUGCUCUUCUGCCGAUCGUCGGGAUUCAAGCGGGGUCAAAUGGAAGGGGUGCUUUCAGCUUCCGAUAAGCAGAGUAUGGUCUCCUCCUUCCUUGAGAUUGCUGUCGGCCAAACUGCCGAGACUGCUACGCAAUUUUUGCAGGCAACAAGUUGGAAGCUUGAGGAUGCUAUUCAGCUGUUUUAUGUCGGUAAUGAAGGAGGAGUGGCUGUACCCCCACCUGUACCUUCUCCUCCAACUACAAAUGAACAAAUCAAUUCUUCAACUGAUCAGACAUCCGAUGAACCUGGAAAGCAUGUGGGAGCUGGAACAUUUGGACAAUUUGAGGAUGAGGUCCGCCCUCCCUUACCUGUUAUAAGGGAAGCUCUUUAUGAUGAUGCAAUGUUGUAUGGAACAACUAUGGGCUAUCUGCCAAAUGAAUCUGGAUCAUCAAUAGGACUACGGAACGCGCAAAAUGAAGUGAAACAUCAUGAUGUUUGGGAAUCAGAAGAAGGUGCAGCAUCCACAAGUGGCAAUUCUCGAGAUAAUUUAGCUUCUUUAUACCGCCCUCCUCACCAUUUGAUGUUCAUUGGGCCUUUUGAAAAGGCAAAAGGUGCUGCCUGCAUCCAGGACAAGUGGCUGAUUGCAAAUCUGCAGUCGACCAAGGAAUUCAGCUCGCACAUGCUUAACCGGGAUACAUGGGCAAAUGAAGCUGUUUCUCAAACCAUUACUACCAAUUUUAUUUUUUGGCAGGUUUAUGAUGAUUCAACUGAAGGCCAGAAGGUUUGCACAUACUAUAAACUACAAUCAAUUCCUGCUGUUCUUGUCAUUGAUCCCAUCACUGGGCAAAAAAUGCACUCUUGGUUCGGAAUGGUUCAACCCGAACGGUUACUUGAGGAUCUAUUACCCUUCAUGGAUGGAGGUCCGAAGGAUCAUCAUGUUACCUUAUCUCAUAAACGUCCAAGGGAGAGUUCCAUGACUCCACCUAAAGUUAGAGAAGAGGAUUAUGAGGAGGACGAGGAAGUGCAACGUGCAUUGGCAGUUUCUUUAGAAGGCAUGAAGGAAACAGUCAAAUUAUCUUCUGAGGAUAAUAAGGAUGCAAAAAGUAGUGAGAAGGAAGAAGAGAAGUGCCCAACUUAUCCACCAUUGCCUGAAGAACCCAAAGGUGACAGAAAUCUUCUUUGCAGGAUCGGAUUCCGUCUUCCCAAUGGACGUAGAUGCCAAAGGAGUUUCCUCCGAACCGAUCCCAUCCAGUUGCUUUGGUCAUUCUGUUCUUCUCAGUUAGAGGAAGGUGGCACAAAGGCAUUCAAAUUGACACAUGCAAUACCAGGAGCUACAAAGUCUCUGAAGUAUGAUACCCAAAUGACAUUUGAGGAAUCAGGGCUUGCUAAUUCAAUGAUCUCUGUCACUUGGGACUGAGAAAUGUCUAUUCCCAAAGAAACAUAGUUUGUGUAAGUAGUCAGUCAGUCAGUCAGUCAGUCAGUCGGUCACUGCAUUGCAUUUUGUGGGUUUUCUUCUGCAUUCUUCAUUUACGUUGGGUAAAAGGUUUAGCUAGCUAGGCUGUGAUAUUCUACUGUGUUUUUCCAUUUCCUUUUGAAAAAGCAUACACACCUACACAAGGGACAUGGUUGUAACUAGGAGUUGUGAAUUUACCAUUCCCUCCCUCCUAUGCAUGUGCGUGUGUGUUUGUGGUGCUCGUGAUUUAUGUGUGGCUUUGUCUAUCACAUUCUUAGAAUCGAAGGUAGUAGAUUAUGGUCGAAAA
Molecule: messenger RNA, 2024 nt
Organism: Cucurbita maxima (winter squash)
Lineage: Eukaryota; Viridiplantae; Streptophyta; Magnoliopsida; Cucurbitales; Cucurbitaceae
Product: plant UBX domain-containing protein 7-like
Exons: 10
Coding region: 326-1681 (451 amino acids)
Biological process (GO): proteasome-mediated ubiquitin-dependent protein catabolic process
Cellular component (GO): nucleus
Molecular function (GO): ubiquitin binding
Source: RefSeq, a predicted model, not a curated record